Triticum aestivum (bread wheat) is the source of this 839-nucleotide messenger RNA. RefSeq names its product protein yippee-like At4g27745. The record is from RefSeq and is a predicted model, not a curated record. NCBI's taxonomy places the organism in Eukaryota, Viridiplantae, Streptophyta, Magnoliopsida, Poales, Poaceae. The transcript has 3 exons. The coding region runs from base 270 to 590 and encodes 106 amino acids.
UAAAAAUAAAAAGUCUUUCUUCUCCUUUCCCCCAAAUCGAUCGACGGACGGACAGAAGAAACUCCAUGGCGAUUUGGUUCUAGCAAGCUAGGUCUUCCCCUCCCGAUUAUUCCCCUUCCUUCCUUGUCGCCCCCACCGGCUGCUACAUCGACAGAGCCUUCCUGCGACUUCCCGGCCGCCGCGCAUCCAAUCUGCACGCCGAGUGGCCAAGGGACUGGAGGAGCAACAAGUACUUACCUUUCAAUCGGCGCAAUCAAGGAAGGAGAUAGAUGGCAGAAUUGGUCGGGCCGCGGGUGUACAGCUGCUGCCACUGCCGGAACCACGUCUGCCUCCACGACGAUAUCAUCUCCAAGGCCUUCCAGGGGAGGAAUGGCCGUGCGUUCCUCUUCUCCCACGCCAUGAACGUCACCACGGGGGCCAAGGAGGACCGGCAGCUCAUGACGGGGCUCCACACCGUCGCCGACAUCCACUGCCGUGACUGCCGCGAGGUGCUCGGGUGGAAGUACGAGCGCGCCUAUGAGGAGUCCCAGAAGUACAAGGAAGGCAAGUUCAUAUUCGAAAAGGCCAAGAUCGUGCAGGAGAAUUGGUAGCAAAUUAAACAAAGAUUCAACCAACCAUGUGUGCUCCCAGGAGAAUGCUCUCUCUUCUUUGUACAUAGCUGCAGUCCGUUUUCUUCUUUUUUAAACUACUACUACCAGUCUGUUGGUGUUAUUUCCAUGCCAUUUGUAAUUUGUUCUUUGAAAUGGUUUGUGAUUUGUUGUGUGGGGAGACAGAAUUAUCCUCAUUUGUGUGGGAGCCAUUUUCUCAUUGGUCAUAAAUAAAAAUGGAUGGUUUGACAA